Molecule: messenger RNA, 2364 nt
Organism: Rattus rattus (black rat)
Lineage: Eukaryota; Metazoa; Chordata; Mammalia; Rodentia; Muridae
Product: proto-oncogene tyrosine-protein kinase ROS-like
Exons: 16
Coding region: 1-2364 (787 amino acids)
Biological process (GO): regulation of TOR signaling; cell surface receptor protein tyrosine kinase signaling pathway; multicellular organism development
Cellular component (GO): signaling receptor complex
Molecular function (GO): transmembrane receptor protein tyrosine kinase activity; protein binding; ATP binding
Source: RefSeq, a predicted model, not a curated record
AUGUCGUACGCAAAUGUUAGCAUCAAACCGUUGACCCUCGUGAGCCUCUGCGUCCCAAGUGCUAUUAUUACAGCCAUGUGCCACUAUGCCAGCCAGCCCCAAUCUUUGCUAGCAUAUAAAGCAUAUCUGUCUGUAGCUUCAAAUAUGGUAGAAGCAAGUGUACUGAAUGCCACCAACACCAGCCUCACUCUCAAAUUACCUCCAGUCAAGACAAACCUCACGUGGCAUGGAAUUACCACUCCCACGUCAACAUACCUGGUUUACUAUAUGGAGGCUAAUAGGGCCAACAGCUCUGACAGGAAACGCAACAUGUUGGAAUCACAGGAGAAUGUAGCCCGGAUUGAAGGUCUGCUGCCAUUUUCAACAUAUGUGAUUCAGAUAGCUGUGAAGAACUAUUAUUCUGAUCCUUUAGAACAUCUCCCUCUGGGAAAAGAGAUUCAAGGAAAAACUAAAAGUGGAGUGCCCGGGGCAGUUUGUCAUAUCAAUGCAACUGUGCUGUCGGACACCAGUCUUCUUGUAUUCUGGACAGAAUCGCAUAAACCAAACGGACCCAAAGAGUUAGUCCGCUAUCAGCUGGUUAUGUCAUACCUGGCUCCGAUUCCUGAGACUCCUCUAAGACAGGGCGAAUUUCCAAGCGCCAGGCUUUCUCUACUUGUCACUAAACUCUCUGGUGGACAACAAUAUGUGCUGAAGAUCCUUGCCUGCCACUCAGAGGAAAUGUGGUGUACUGAGAGUCAUCCUGUCAGCGUCAACAUGUUUGACACACCGGAGAAACCUUCUGCCUUGGUUCCAGAGAACACUAGUCUGCAGUUGGAUUGGAAGGCUCCGUCUAACGCUAACCUCACCAGAUUUUGGUUUGAACUCCAGAAGUGGAAGUAUAGUGAGUUUUACCAUGUCAAGGCUUCAUGCAGUCAAGGUCCAGUUUAUGUCUGUAACAUCGCAAAUCUGCAGCCUUACACUCCUUAUAACAUCCGAGUGGUGGUGGUCUAUACGACAGGAGAAAAUAGCUCCUCGAUUCCCGAGAGCUUCAAGACAAAAGCUGGAGUCCCAAGCAAACCAGGGAUUCCUAAGUUACUAGAAGGGAGUAAAAAUUCAAUCCAGUGGGAAAAAGCCGAAGAUAAUGGGAACAGAUUGAUGUACUACACCCUGGAGGUCAGAAAAAGCAUUUCAAAUGACUCACGGGACCAGAGUUUAAGGUGGAUGGUGGUGUUUAAUGGGUCCUGCAGUAGCAUUUGCACAUGGAGGUCAAAAAACCUAAAAGGAACUUUCCAGUUCAGAGCAGUAGCGUCAAAUGCUAUUGGAUUUGGAGAAUACAGUGAAAUCAGUGAAGAUAUUACAUUAGUGGAAGAUGGUUUUUGGAUAACAGAAACAAGUUUUAUACUUACUAUCAUAGUUGGGAUAUUUCUGGUUGCCACAGUCCCACUGACCUUUGUCUGGCAUAGAAGCUUGAAAAACCACAAAGCUCCCAAGGAAGGCCUCUCAGUUCUCAAUGACAACGACCAAGAGUUGGCUGAGCUUCGAGGUCUGGCGGCUGGAGUGGGCCUGGCCAAUGCCUGCUAUGCAGUUCAUACUCUUCCAACCCAAGAGGAAAUUGAAAGUCUUCCCACCUUCCCUCGGGAGAAACUGAGCCUGCGCCUUCUGUUGGGAAGUGGAGCUUUUGGAGAAGUGUACGAGGGCACAGCUGUAGACAUCCUAGGACGGGGAAGUGGAGAAAUCAAGGUGGCCGUGAAGACCCUGAAGAAAGGUUCGACAGACCAGGAGAAGAUCGAGUUCCUGAAGGAGGCACACCUGAUGAGCAAGUUUAAUCACCCCAACAUUCUGAAGCAGCUGGGAGUCUGUCUGCUGAGUGAACCCCAGUAUAUUAUCCUGGAACUGAUGGAAGGGGGAGACCUUCUAAGCUAUCUGCGCAAAGCCCGAGGGACAACGUUGUCUGGCCCUUUACUCACAUUGGCUGACCUGGUAGAGCUGUGUGUAGAUAUUUCAAAAGGCUGCGUCUACUUGGAGCAGAUGCACUUCAUUCACAGGGAUCUGGCAGCUCGGAAUUGCCUUGUGUCUGUGAAAGACUAUACCAGUCCUCGGGUAGUCAAGAUCGGUGACUUUGGUUUGGCAAGGGAAAUCUAUAAACAUGAUUAUUAUAGAAAGAGAGGGGAAGGCCUGCUUCCUGUCCGGUGGAUGGCUCCUGAAAACUUGAUGGAUGGAAUCUUCACUUCCCAGUCUGAUGUAUGGUCUUUUGGAAUUUUGGUUUGGGAGAUUUUAACUCUUGGUCAUCAACCUUAUCCAGCGCAUUCCAACCUUGAUGUUUUAAACUAUGUGCAAGCAGGCGGGAGACUGGAACCACCGAGAACCUGUCCCGAUGAUCUGUAA